This is a messenger RNA of Saccostrea cuccullata (small rock oyster), 2016 nucleotides long. Its product is annotated as receptor-type tyrosine-protein phosphatase gamma-like. Gene Ontology annotation, molecular function: protein tyrosine phosphatase activity. Gene Ontology annotation, biological process: protein dephosphorylation. The record is from RefSeq and is a predicted model, not a curated record. NCBI's taxonomy places the organism in Eukaryota, Metazoa, Mollusca, Bivalvia, Ostreida, Ostreidae. The coding region runs from base 1 to 1881 and encodes 626 amino acids. The transcript is spliced from 17 exons.
AUGAAAGGAAAUGGCACGGAUAUCAUCAACACGUGUGAAUUGCACAAUGAUAGGGAAAGCAGAGAGGAGAUUCGUUUCAGUGAUAUAAGUGGCCAAUCAAAGAAUACAAAUGAUGCGUUCGGCCAAGUACACUCGUCCCUUAAUGAUGAGGAUAAUGGAUAUUACAACACAGUCCAGGUUAAUACAAACAUAACUAUUGAGGAUUUUCCAGAUGUGAUUAAGGAAAAGAGUGACCUGGAGAACAAACAGUUUCUUGCAGAGUAUAGGAGGCUUCCAUCAUCAAACAUCAAUGUUUGUGAAGCAGCAAGAAAGACAGAAAAUAUUGCAAAAAAUCGCUUUAAAGCAACAUUUCCAUAUGAGCAUUCUAGAGUUAUACUUAAAGAGAAAUGGAAGGAUUCAGACAACGACUAUAUUAAUGCAAAUUACAUAAAGGAUAACAAAGGGGAUGCUGCAUAUAUCGCUGCACAAGGUCCGAAAAACAACACAUUAACAGAUUUCUGGAGAAUGAUUUGGCAAGAAAAAGUAAAAGAUAUCGUCAUGUUGACAAACUUAGUAGAGAAUGGAAAGAACAAGUGUACACAGUAUUGGCCAACUAAAGACAAAGCAAUGAAUGUAGGUCCAUGUGAAGUCUCUCUUUUAGAGGAGAAAACAUAUGCAUUUUACAUUGUUCGAAAAUUGUCAGUUCAGCGAAAAAAUACAAAAGAGAGGAGAGAAUUGACCCAUUUCCAUUACACUGCAUGGCCUGAUCAUGGUACGCCAGAAGAGAUCGGUCUUAUUCAUUUCCAUAACGCUGUUACAAAGGGAAAACAUCCUGAUGACAUACUAUUAGUCCACUGCAGUGCGGGAGUCGGCAGAACAGGUACCUUUAUUGGUCUUGAUUCUUUGCUGAGACAAGGGAGAGAAACAGGGCGGAUCAACGUUUUUGAUUAUGUAAAACAAAUGAGAGAGGAUCGUAUGACCAUGGUUCAAACACCAGAGCAAUACAUAUUUUUACAUAAAGCAUUGCAAUGUGGCUUCCAAGGAAAAGGAAUUGUAAUCUCUGCGGUAGAUUUGCAAUCCAAAGCGGAAGAAUUACUGAAUGACAGUUCACCACUGAAUCAAAGACCUUUAUACAAAGAAUUUAAGUUAUUAUCAACCCUGAAACCAUUUUACAAUGACGAGGAGAAAAAUGAUGCAAGGAAGGCCGAAAAUAAAGCAAAAAAUUUCAGCGACGAAAUUUUGCCCAUUUCCAAGUUCAGACCAUAUUUGACAUCGUACGUGAAAGGGAGAAAUGAUUAUAUCAAUGCAGUUAUCAUAGCGACUUUUACUAACCUUAGGGGAUUUAUAUUAACCCAAAAACCUCUUCCUGAAACAGAUGUUGAUCUUUGGAGAUUGUGUAUCGACCACGAAGUGGAUGCAUUAGUGAUCCUGACAGACAAUGACGAAGAAAUCACCCUACUUCCCAAGCGUGGACUCUCCAAUUCAUGUCCUCCAUUCAUCCUAACCACCGGAAAUAGUGGGAGCACGAUUAAUGGAGUCUCGCAAGAAACCCUUUCCAUGUCAAACAAUGAACACAAAAGAGAUGUUGUUGUCUUUGUAAUACCCUCUGAAAACGAUGUUUCUGUGGUGAAAGGAACAGAGUUGUUGUUAGAAAAACAGAAAGCGUCAACAUCUCCUGCAGUUGUCAUUAGCAAGAACGGUGCUGGAUCAGCUGGGGUAUUUUGUGCAUUGUAUAAUGCUAUGGAAGAGCUCCAUUUGGACGGUGUAGUGGACAUGUUCACUAUUGUCCGACAAAUUCAGUAUAGGAGACCAGAGAUGUUUACCAAUCUAGAAGAAUACAGACGAUGCUAUCAACUGGUAUCCUUCUUUGUUUCUUCUGAGGGAAUAUAUGCCAAUAUGUAGAUACUGUUUCACAAUUUACAUGAUGUAAAUGCAUAUAUGUGUGUAUUUUUCCUUAGAAUAGCUACAGUGUAAAAGCAUAUCAUUUAUUUAAAGGGAAUCUACUGCAUGUCAUCUUUUCUGUUUUUCCCCCUUUUU